Molecule: messenger RNA, 1513 nt
Organism: Delphinapterus leucas (beluga whale)
Lineage: Eukaryota; Metazoa; Chordata; Mammalia; Artiodactyla; Monodontidae
Source: RefSeq, a predicted model, not a curated record
UUAUAUCAGAUAAACCAUCACCCAGGAAUUAUUUUCCCUUCUCUUGCAGGAAUUGAGAAGUUCAAAGGACAGUACUUCCAUAGUCGAGAUUAUAAGAAUCCAGAGAGUUUCACUGGAAAGAGAGUCAUUAUAAUUGGCAUUGGGAAUUCUGGAAGCGAUCUGGCUGUGGAAGUUAUCCACACAGCCAAGCAGGUUUUCCUCAGCACCAGAAGAGGGGCUUGGAUCUUCAAUCGUGUCGGAGACUAUGGAUAUCCUUUUGAUGUGUUGUUGACUUCUCGAUUUCAAUAUUUUAUGAAGAAGAUUUGUGGUCAAUCAUUAGCAAAUACAUUUUUGGAAAAAAAGAUGAACCAAAGGUUUGAUCAUGAAAUGUUUGGCCUGAAGCCUAAACACAGAGCUCUGAGUCAGCAACCAACCAUAAAUGAUGAUCUGCCAAACUGUAUAAUUUCUGGCUUGGUGAAGGUGAAAACAAAUGUGAAGGAAUUCACAGAGACAGCGGCCAUAUUUGAGGAUGGCUCCAAAGAGGAUGACAUUGAUGCUGUUAUCUUUGCUACAGGCUAUAGCUUUGCCUUUCCUUUUGUUGAAGAUUCUGUCAAAGUAGUCAAAAACAAGAUAUCCCUGUAUAAAAAGGUCUUCCCUCCUAACCUAGAAAAGCCAACUCUUGCAAUCAUAGGCUUGAUCCAGCCCUUGGGUGCCAUUAUGCCCAUUUCAGAGCUCCAAGGACGCUGGGUCACUCAAGUAUUUAAAGGGAUAAAGACAUUGCCCUCACAAAAUGAAAUGAUAAAAGAAAUAGCUAAGGUUCGAGAGGAUAUGGCCAAAAGGUAUGUGGACAGCCAACGCCAUACCAUUCAGGGAGACUAUAUAGAUACCAUGGAUGAGCUUGCUGAUCUGGUGGGCGUCAGGCCCAAUCUGCUGUCCCUGGCCUUCACUGACCCCAAACUGGCAUUACAGUUAUUUUGGGGACCCUGUACUCCAAUCCAGUAUCGGCUACAGGGCCCUGGAAAGUGGAAUGGAGCUCGAAAAGCUAUCCUCACCACAGAAGAUCGUAUCAGGAAGCCGCUAAUGACAAGAGUAAUUGAAAGCAACAAUUCCACAACUUCAACAAUAACAAUGGCCAGGUUUAUGCUGGCUGUGGCUUUCUUUGCUAUAAUGAUCACCUAUUUUUAGCUGUUCCAUUGUCACUGUCCCAGUUUUCUUUGAAAGCUGGAUCUGGAGAUGCUUUCAGAACCUGACAAGAUUGAACAACUCUCAGCUUCACAUUGCCCAGAAAGCUACUUUUAUUUCUCUUUCCAAAGCAUUAAUCCUUUUUCCUCUUUUCCCUACAGUGAAAUCUCAGCUUUUCAUUUGUACUGACUUACCUUACUCUUAUGACCCAUCACUUUUUCCUUCCAGUAAUUCCUGGACUGUGAGCUCAGGUACUCUGUUAGUCAUCUUUGUUUGUCCUUAGCAGAGUUCCUGACAUGUGGUAGGUGCUUUCUUUUCUUUUUUUUUGACAUGUUUAUUGGAGUAUAAAUGC